AUCAUAGCAGAGAGACAUGUGUGCCUUGGAAGAGUGCUCACAAAGUUUAUAACGAGUGGCAUCAUUGAUCAUUCCCAUCAAGGCCAAAGUGCAACCCUUUCAUUUUCACAUUUGCAAUUAACAAACGCCAAACUUCGGAGACCCAUUCAUUGCAUUGCCCACAAAACCACCCUCUCUACUCUUUCUCUUUCUAGAAUUUGGCUUGACUGUUUUGUGGGGUUUCAAGUUGAUAGAUUGGUGUAAAGGGAGACAUGGGAAGGCUUUUCUUGAUCAAUCUUGAAGGAGACUUCUAUAGCUGCAAACACUGCCGAACACAUUUUGCUCUUGAGGAUGAUGUCAUUUCCAGGUCUUUCAUUUGCAGGCAUGGGAUGGCUCAUCUUUUUGAUAAAGUUGUAAAUGUCACUUUUGGCGAGAAAGAAGAACGGAUGAUGCUCUCCGGAUUGAAAACUGUCGUUGACAUAUUCUGCGUUGCAUGUGGGUCCAUUCUUGGAUGGAGAUAUGAGGUUGUUCAUGAGCAGAAUCAGAAGUACAAAGAAGGAAAGUUUAUCCUUGAAAUGUUUAAGGUGUUGGGACCUGCUGACAACCUCUUCUUGGCAGUUCAAGAAGCUCUUGCAGCUGGAAGUGAUGCUGAUGAUUGACUUACUCAUUCCAUGUUGUAGCUGAAGGUCAUUUUUUAUGCUGUGAUGACGAGAGCGAACGCUGGGAUUUCCUGUGUCUUACGAUAAGGGAAAGGAAGAUGUCCAGUCUAGUAUGGGCUAUCAAAGGGAACAAAUGAGGUCAUGUUUAUCACCGAAGCAUAUCAAACUCUUCACGACUGGGGUCCAUACCCUGCUGAUCAGGUCCUCAAGGAACUUCAAGACAGUCUUGGAUUUAUGAUCUAUGACAACUUUUGUAACAUUUGAUUCUAAUGGCCAGAUUGGGUUCCAACUGAUAUGUAAACCACCAUUGAAAUUACUAAUUCUUAUCAGAGUAACUAACACAAAUAGUAAAAUACAUUUCAAAGGGUAACUUGUGUGUGGAAUUUAAUGCUUUACUGGUGUUAAAAUGCAGGGGGUAUGUUUCAUAGUGAGCAUGGUCUCAUGAGCUUUGAACAUCCAUCAAAUAAGAUGAAAGCAAUGCCUAGAAUUGACAGUGAGGGAUUUAUAUGCGUUGCUAACUUUUGCGAAGUAAAAAACUGGAUUUGUUGCGUCAUUCAAUUUCUUCUCGAAAGAUAAGACAAUCCUUUAUAUAUCUUAAUCUUUUUUCCCAUUGGUUAACAACUUGAUUGUGCUGGCUGUUGUGAUUCAGAUUUUGUUUUUGAGGAAUAGGUUUUUUUAUAUUAUUUCUUUCCUCUCUUGGCUAAGAACCUGGUUUUAUUCUCUCUUUUUAGUUUUCCUCCAUUUUUUUUGAGAAUAUUAUUAUUCAUAUUUCUUUCAAUUUUCUUCAUCUAUUCUAAAACAGUUGGAGUAAACCAUAUUAUUGUGAUGUUACAUAGGAAUCACUGUUGGAGUAUUUUGUCUACCACACUCAUUUUUAUAAAUGAAUUUAAAUGCCUAAUUAGAGCUAAGAACUUGAUUUUGCUGUUACUUUGGAGCUAUAGGAUGAAACAAAAAUUAAUCACCCUAGAUAACAUAAAGAUAUGAGUUUGCAAUCUGAACCACGAGAGCAUCCUAAUCCAAAGUCACUGGUUGCUGCUCUAAUACCUCUACAGAAGGAUUAUGAGGUUAGUUGGACUUAAUACUUUUAACUGAAGAUAAGCUAUAACAAAAUACUUGAAGAGCUAUACAUAAUCUUUGUAGUGUCUAAUCUAUGCAAAUAGUUGGAUGGAUUUAAUUGUUUGAUGGAUUCAUUCAUCAGUGUCUAAUCUAUGCAGUGCAAAGGUUAUUAACACAAUAGAGUUUGACAUCUGGGAUUGGCUAGAUGGCAUCACCCUUAAGCAAAGACUUUGCUUUUUAUUUUUUUCUUUUUUCUCGUGAAUUUUGGAUAUGUUGUACAUGGUCUAAUACAUAUUUUGUUUUGGUCCUUGCUGAUAAAUCCAAUUGCCUUUUAACAUGAUAUAUAUUUUUAAUCUGUUUUCUGUACAA
Messenger RNA from Glycine soja, 2063 nucleotides. Its product is annotated as protein yippee-like. Gene Ontology annotation, cellular component: ubiquitin ligase complex. The record is from RefSeq and is a predicted model, not a curated record. The transcript has 9 exons. Lineage: Eukaryota; Viridiplantae; Streptophyta; Magnoliopsida; Fabales; Fabaceae. Bases 252 to 638 code for a protein of 128 amino acids.